Messenger RNA from Xylona heveae TC161, 833 nucleotides. RefSeq lists its product as hypothetical. The coding region runs from base 223 to 630 and encodes 135 amino acids. The transcript is spliced from 3 exons. The record is from RefSeq and is a predicted model, not a curated record. Lineage: Eukaryota; Fungi; Ascomycota; Xylonomycetes; Xylonales; Xylonaceae. Gene Ontology annotation, molecular function: carbon-sulfur lyase activity.
UACAGCGCAGGGGAGCUUGUUUAGCUAAGGGUCGUUUCCCAAAACAAAAGACGCUAUUAUGUAUGACCGCUCCACGAGUGGUCUUAUAAACCUCGAAUGGACCCGCUGGAGGACGACAGCUUAAAUUCGUGGGAUUUUUCUUCCUGAUCAGAACUUACUUCUUCGUUAUUCUACGUUGGAAAUUUUUUUGGGGCAUUUGUACCAACAAGAAACACGAGAAAAAUGGCGACUCACACCGGCAAGUGCGACUGCGGCCAGCUCGAAUGGACCGUCAAGCUCGAAGAUGAAUCUCACGUUCUCUGCCACUGCGACACCUGCAAGAAACUCAGCGGCGGUGCUUUCACCCUCAACCAGAUUGUGCCCAAGGACAAUGUCAAGGUCCUCAAGGGCGACCUGAAGAACUACACUUAUGCCGGCGAGUCAGGCAACCCCGUCCACUGCUACUACUGCGCCAACUGCACCACGAGCCCUUUCCACCACCAGACUGUCCUGGGCGACAAGUACGUCGUCCGCACCGGCCUGUUGGACAACUACAAGGAAUUGAAGCCCUCAGCGGAGAUCUUUGGCAAGGCCAAGCUCUCCUGGCUUCCCGAGGUUGCUACUACUUUUGAGACUCUCCCUCCGUCGUAAACGUGAGGGGUGGAAAAGCAAUAGGGGGUUGGUUAAUGGGCAAUUUGGUCUUUAUUUAUUACGAAAGUGACGAUGCUUGGGACGAAGUUCACAAUGAAGAAAAUAAAAAUUUGACAAAUAUAACCAAGAUCACAAACUCGUGAAACAGGGAAAUAUCUUCAACAAGUGAGAUUUUGAACAUGCAUCAUAUACCCCGUUGAGAC